AGAAGUGGCACUAGAGCAGACGCCAUGUCUAUCGUGGUGGAAAUCGACGACGACUUUCUCUACGAAUUAAACGACAGUAGCCACAACAAUAUUACGUACUACAUAGUGAACCCCCAUGCCAUCCCGUGUGAGGUAAAGCUACUGGAUCCGACCGUUGGCAUCACUAUAUGCCUCCUCCUUAUUGCCAUCUUUCUACUGGCGAUCCCUGGCAAUAUCUUGGUGGGCUGGGUAAUACGCACCAGCAGACACAGCCUCACCCCAUCGGAUGUCUACCUGUUCCACCUCACUAUAGCGGACGGACUAAUGGCUUUAACCAUCCCAUUCUGGGCAGUUGUAGUGAUACGAGGGUGGCUGUUUGGAGACUUCAUGUGCAAAGUUAUAAGUCUCAUUUUUGACACCAAUUUCUAUACCAGCAUCUUGUUCCUGGCGUGUAUCAGCAUCGACCGGUACCUUGUGAUCGUGCAUUCCAGCGAAAGCCUCAAAAGUCGCCAGAGGAUGUGUAGCCAGCUGUUGUGUGCGGGCGUGUGGGCCCUGGGUUGCGGUCUGGCCUUGCCCGCUCUAUUCAACGACGUCUCGAGUCCGAGAAACGGCUCUGAUUGGAUGAUAUGCAAUGAUAACUUUGACAUUGGCAAUGCAUCAAAAUGGAGGAUUGCCAUUCGUGGGUUUAGGCAUAUUUUUGGCUUCCUGCUUCCUCUUGGUGUCAUGGUAACCUGCUACAGCAUCACCAUUGCCAGGAUCUUGCGCACCAGGGGUUUUCAAAAGCAUAGAGCGAUGAAAGUGAUUAUAAUAGUGGUGAUUGUGUUUUUUCUAUGCUGGCUGCCGUACCACCUAAGCAUGAUCGUUGAUAUGCUUUUGAGGGCUAACCUGAUUCCAUACGACUGUGCGAGGAGGACGUCGGUGAACACAGCGCUAGGGGUCACAAACAGCUUGGCUCUCCUUCACAGCUGCAUCAAUCCAGUCCUCUACGCCUUUGUGGGAGAGAAGUUCAGGUCGAAAAUGAGGAUGCUGCUGAAGAGAAAGAUGGCCCAAGAGAGGAUGUCAGUGUCGAAAUACAGCAGAUCCACUUCUCAAACAUCAGAAGGUCAUGCAACGGCCCUGUGAAAAGUUUGACAAAUAUUGGUUAUAAAAUAUUCUCAUAAAAGUUUCUUUGGGUCAGGUUUGGGCUACACUUUUCUAAGCUCACUACUGUCAUCCAGUGGUUUACCUGCUGCUUGCACCUGUAUUAUGCUGGAGCAAUUUAUAUUCAAUUAUAUAUUGUAUUUUAAGUAAAGCAGGCAUACAUUUGUAAAUCAAAUAAAUAGCAAGUUUUCUUUUUGAGUUAUUUGUUACUCCACAUUUAUAUAUA
Molecule: messenger RNA, 1345 nt
Organism: Periophthalmus magnuspinnatus
Lineage: Eukaryota; Metazoa; Chordata; Actinopteri; Gobiiformes; Gobiidae
Gene: cxcr1
Product: C-X-C chemokine receptor type 1
Exons: 2
Coding region: 25-1101 (358 amino acids)
Biological process (GO): immune response; neutrophil chemotaxis; G protein-coupled receptor signaling pathway
Cellular component (GO): membrane
Molecular function (GO): C-X-C chemokine receptor activity
Source: RefSeq, a predicted model, not a curated record